Molecule: messenger RNA, 1236 nt
Organism: Penicillium paradoxum
Lineage: Eukaryota; Fungi; Ascomycota; Eurotiomycetes; Eurotiales; Aspergillaceae
Exons: 2
Coding region: 1-1236 (411 amino acids)
Molecular function (GO): S-adenosylmethionine-dependent methyltransferase activity
Source: RefSeq, a predicted model, not a curated record
AUGUCAUCUGAACAUCAACACCCCCAAGCCGGGGAGGAAAGCACUUGGGGCGGGGAAUUUGACCCUUUUGCGGACCCCGAAGAGCGUAGGGUGCUCUUUGCUGCAUUAGAUUCCUUCAGACAAUAUCGACGGAAUGCUCAUAUGAAUACCACUCAUCGUCGGCGGCAAGCUUUCUACGCUUUGCCCUCGGCGCACUGGCAGAUGCUCUCGGAACCCCCAUUCUCCAUCCUUGAUAACUUCAAUAAAGUGGACGAUGCUAUUGAUGUCAACGCCGAUAUUGCCGAUGCAAUCCUUGCGAUAGGUCUGGAGUCAUUUGGCCUUCCUGCAGACCCGGACCAAAGCGACCCGACUCAAAAUUGGCAUGACAUAGCAACUUCAUCAGACGUCAACAAGGCGCACUCAACGAUACGCCAGUUCUAUAGAGAUUGGAGUCUCGAAGGGCGACCUGAGAGAGAAGUCUGCUAUGACCCCGUUCUCCAGGAUCUUCACAAUGAGUUCCAAACACGGCGCGACAGCGGCGAGGAAAUCCGCGUUCUGGUCCCCGGCGCGGGCCUAGGUCGUCUAGUCUUCGAUAUCUGCAUGGCAGGCUAUGACGCCGAGGGAAAUGAGAUUUCCUACCAUCAGCUGCUUGCCAGUAGCUGGGUUCUGAACCACACGGAGGGACCGUCCAAGCAUGCACUUCAUCCUUUUGCAUUGCAUUUCUCCAACCUCCAAUCUCGUGCUCAGCAACUACGGCAAGUCAUGAUCCCUGACGUACACCCCGGAUUUGCCAUGCAGGAGGCUGCCAAUGAUGGGCGUCGCUUGGGCUCCAUGUCCAUGUCCGCCGCGGACUUCACCGUAUUAUAUACUCAGCCGAAUAACCAAGAGGCAUUUGAUGCAGUGACUACUGUAUUCUUCAUCGACACCGCACCAAACCUGAUUCGAUACAUUGAGGCGAUUCGGCACAGCCUCAAACCUAAUGGGCUCUGGAUCAACAUUGGUCCUCUAUUGUGGCACUUUGAUGACGGUCACUCCCGCAGAGCAAGCGAUGUCGGACACGAGGGGGCUGGGAUUGGCGAGCCCGGAAAUGUAGAACUAUCCGAGGACGAAGUGCUGAGCCUUGUGGAGCGCAUGGGCUUCUGCCUCGAGAAACGUGGGGAUCGGCGGGCUUGCGGCUAUAUUCAGGAUCCCAACAGCAUGCUUCAGAAUACGUACCGGCCCUCUCACUGGGUGAUGCGAAAAAUGGCCGGGGCUUGA